This is a messenger RNA of Manihot esculenta (cassava), 1553 nucleotides long. RefSeq names its product E3 ubiquitin-protein ligase Topors. Gene Ontology annotation, molecular function: ubiquitin protein ligase activity. Lineage: Eukaryota; Viridiplantae; Streptophyta; Magnoliopsida; Malpighiales; Euphorbiaceae. The transcript has 5 exons. Gene Ontology annotation, biological process: protein polyubiquitination; protein monoubiquitination. The coding region runs from base 128 to 973 and encodes 281 amino acids. The record is from RefSeq and is a predicted model, not a curated record.
AGACCGAAGCAGCAGACAAAGUUUAAAGGAGCAAUUCAAGCAAACAAAGCUCAACACGGCGGCCGUAAACCGCCUUUCGACGGCGCGCCGAUUUACACCAUUUGUUCGUUUCUCUUUCUGUAUACUGAUGGAUUCGUCUUCUCAUCCUUCUUCUUCAUCCCGAAGUUCACGAAGACACGACCUCAAUCGCGAGAAGUUUCUACUGAGAGUAAUUUAUCCGGCGAUCCGAGGGGAAACCUGUCCAAUAUGUUUGAAAGAUCUUGAAGAUCAUCGAAGAGCUGCGGUUAUCACUGUUUGCCUGCACUCGUUCUGUUUGGGCUGCAUUCGCAAGUGGAGCGAUUUGAAGCGCAAAUGCCCUCUCUGCAACUCGGCUUUCGAUUCCUUGUUCUACAAGAUCAGUCUCUCGUCUCGGAACUUCCUGACUGAGAAAUUGCCACCUCUACGGGAGGGUAGAAGCGUCGUUGCGGAACCUGAAUUCAGUUUACGGCAACCAAUGAUACGAAGAAGUAGGCCAUUGCCGUGGCGGCGCACGUUUGGUCGGCCAGGGUCGCCGCGUGACGUUAUUGCCGAAAGGAAGCUUCAGUGGCGUGCUAGUGUGUACAAAAGAGGCUUGCAAGUUGUUCCUUUAUCUCCUGGGAAUUGUCCAGAGCAGAAUGUAUCAAGAAAUGGUCAUAUGAAAGAAAAAAUACAUCAGAGACUAGAGCCAUGGAUUCGGAGGGAGCUGCAGGCAAUCCUGGAGGACCCAGAUCCAUCUGUUAUUGUUCAUGUGGUCUCCUCACUUUUUAUUGCGAGGCUUGAAAAGUUUGUUGUUCAAAGAGGACAGCUUGGUGCUGAAGAUAACUUUCUUGCCCCUUUGCGUCCUUUUUUGCAUAAUUGGACCAACAUGUUUUGGCAUGAACUAAGUUGUUUUGCAGAAUCUUCACUUACCAUUGAAACAUAUGACGCAGUGGUUGAAUACAAACGUUCUGAUUGAAUCUACUUCAAUGUGGCUUCAAAACAUAUUAUAAGGGGGUUAGGGGUCAACCAUGGCGAGGAGAAUACAGAAACUUGUACAAUUUCUUAGUGUUUAAUUUUGGGUUGAUUUCUGGUGUUUGUUAGUGGCUUUUCAUUGUUUUGGAUCAUGUUUCCUUCCAUCCUGAGUAAAGCAAUCUGCAUAUUAGAGGAUGUUUCUGGUGCCAUAGGAGUGAUCCAAGCCAUCAUACAUUGCACAACCAAUUGACUUCACUUCCAUCGAAAUACAAAGGCUCAAGGAAAUGCCAUUGCAAAGGGAGAUGGCGGAAUCUCCAUUGUCUGAAAUUGCAAUUGCUGCUUGGGGAUCUUCGUCAGAAGGGGGUGUUACCUGAUGGGUUAACGAUCAAGAUCAUCUAACAGCUAGAGUUGCAUAAGAAGCAUUUUUGCCUUGUACCUUUCAAGCUGCCAUUUUUAAAGGACGAUGGAAUUAUUUGAAAUAUUCUUUCAAACUGAAAUUUUAUCAAGCAUUCUCAGUUCCCUGUUUGUAUGAAUAUUAUAUGGGCGGGCUUCUUUACCCAAUGCAAUAGAAAAGUUCAAAGAAA